Molecule: messenger RNA, 840 nt
Organism: Camellia sinensis
Lineage: Eukaryota; Viridiplantae; Streptophyta; Magnoliopsida; Ericales; Theaceae
Product: KOW domain-containing protein
Biological process (GO): translation
Cellular component (GO): ribosome
Molecular function (GO): structural constituent of ribosome; RNA binding
Source: RefSeq, a predicted model, not a curated record
GGGUCGGAUAGUCCCUUAUGUACCAAAAUGAACACCUGACUCCCCAAGACAUAAACCCUAGGGGCAAAACAAGAUAUGACCGAGAGAGAUCGACAGAAACCAGUCCAACGAACGACCAACUCACUCUAUCGUCGCAUGUUUGGGUCUCCAAUCUCUGAUUUAAUUUGAAAUGGGUUGGAAAGCAGCUCAGAAACUCAUACACCACUGGAAGAUUCUUAGAGGAGAUAAUGUGAUGGUAACCAGGGGUAAAGACAGAGGUGAGACUGGGAUUGUUAAGCGUGUUAUUCGCUCUCAAAAUCGUGUGAUUGUUGAGGGGAAAAAUCUGGUAAAGAAACAUAUCAAGCAAGGGCAAGGGCAUGAAGGUGGGAUUUUUACAGUCGAAGCCCCCCUUCAUGUCUCAAACGUUCAGGUUCUUGACCCAGUUACAGGGAGACCUUGUAAGGUUGGAAUCAGAUAUCUAGAAGAUGGUACCAAAGUACGAGUUUCCCGAGGAAUAGGAACAUCAGGGUCUAUAAUUCCUCGCCCUGAGAUCCUAAAGAUAAGGACCACACCUAGACCUACAGUUGUUGGCCCCAAGGAUACUCAGAUGGAUCUGGUGUUGGAAAAGACAUAUGACGCCAAAACUGGGAAGGGCAUGCCAGAUCUUUAAAUCUUCUCUUCAAUUUUACUGGAGAUAUUUAACAUGGUGGAAAAAUGUUGCAGAUGAGUGCCCGUCAGAUGUUAUUUUUUUUUGUACUUGUUAUGAGAAUUUCUCAUGUAGUUUUCCUGGAAAAUUUGGAAAUAAUAGAUUUUUGGGUUAUGGAAGAAAUUCUUAAACACAUUUCUGUUAUUUGGGUUGCA